Macadamia integrifolia is the source of this 5582-nucleotide messenger RNA. Its product is annotated as disease resistance protein RUN1-like. Gene Ontology annotation, biological process: signal transduction; defense response. The coding region runs from base 311 to 2992 and encodes 893 amino acids. Lineage: Eukaryota; Viridiplantae; Streptophyta; Magnoliopsida; Proteales; Proteaceae. Gene Ontology annotation, molecular function: ADP binding; ATP hydrolysis activity. The transcript has 6 exons. The record is from RefSeq and is a predicted model, not a curated record.
UCCAUUUUCUUAAAAUCCUUUUCGCACCAAAAGCUGAAAGAGAUUUUACGCACUGUUCGGUUCGCUUUACUUCCCUAGGCCCCACCGAUCAGAACGAUAAGGCUUUAGUGCGUUCACUUUGGGGCUUUCUUCGUCAAAAUCAUAUCCUAUAGAAAUCCUGCUUCUAUAAUUGGAGGGAUCUUUUUUCACAUCAAUUUGUGGUGAGUCGUUGACUGGUGAGUUCUUCCUCUCAUUCUGAGAUCUGAAUUGAAGUACGAAAUUCCCAGUUCACGGAAUCGCAUCUCUCUGUAUAUCUUCAUCUGCAAUUUCCAUGGAUCAACAACCAGUUGGAUCUUCAAGUUAUGACGUGUUUAUCAACUUCAGAGGCGUAGACACCCGCAAUACUUUCGUUGGCCACCUUUACUGUGCUUUAGAGGAUCGUGGAAUUCGUGUUUUCAUUGACAGCAAUAAUCUGUGGAAAGGAGAAGAUAUUGGGUCUGAGCUUGUAAGAGCGAUAAAAGACUCUGAGCUCUUGAUUGCUGUCUUCUCUGAGAGAUACACUGAAAGCAAAUGGUGCCUCGAGGAGCUCGCUCAGAUGGUAGAAUGUUAUAGAACCAAUGGUCAAGUCAUUAUUCCCAUCUUCUUCAAGGUUGAGACUUCCGACGUUAAGAAUCAGACCGGAUGUUUUGAGAUUUCUCCUCAGAGACCUGAAACUCUACAGAGAUGGAAGGACGCUUUGCGAGUGGUGGGAGAUAAGAGUGGUUUUGUUUUUAAGGAUGGGGAAGAUCAAUCAAAGUUAGUCAAGGACGUUGUUCAAAAUGUUUGGAUCCGAUUGAAUGGAGCCGUCCCCUUGGCUGAAGUUAAAAAUCCCGUUGGAUUAGAAUCCCGUGUAGAAUAUGUGUUAUCUCUACUACCAGUUACCAGUUUUAAUGAUGUUCAGUUUCUAGGGAUAUGUGGUCCUGGUGGCAUUGGGAAGACGACCAUUGCGGGAGCUGUAUACAACCGCAUCUAUAAAACGUUUAGAAAGAGUUUUUUUCUUGAAAACGUUGGAGAGAGAGCAUCACAACCCAAUGGUAUAAUUGAUGUGCAAAAAAUGCUUCUUGAAAGGAUCUCUAGGGAGGAAAUAAAAAUAUCCAGUUCUCAAGAAGGAUCAAGUUUGAUAAAGAAAAGACUUGGAGGAAAAUGCACUCUUCUCAUUCUUGAUGAUGUGGGCUGUCAUACUCAAUUAAAAGCAUUGGCGGGUGAUCUCAAUUGGUUUGGUCCUGGAAGUAUAAUAAUCAUAACAACUAGAGAUCAUAGCCUUCUAAGGGAAGUUCCUGAAGAUAAUAGAAAAAUAUAUGAGCCAAAUGGAUUGGACGAGGAAGAACGUCUUCAACUCUUCAGUAAAUAUGCUUUUUCAGCUAUCCAACCUCCUAAUGAUUAUAUGGUGCUUUCAACGGAUAUAGUAAGCACUACAGGAGGGAUGCCCUUAGCCUUGCAGGUUUUGGGUUCUGAUUUAUCUGUCAACAAAGACAAAGAAGUAUGGAAUUCCAUGCAUCAGAGGUUGAAACAAAUUCUUCAUAAUGAUGUCUACGAAAAGUUGAAGAUAAGCUUUGAUAAUCUGGAUAAUAUUGAGAAAAUCAUGUUUCUCGAUGUUGCAUGCUUUUUCAUAGGAUGGAAGGAAAAAAAGGUAAUUUCUAUAUGGAAAGCUUGUGGCUUUGAGCCAAUACACCGUAUGGAAGUUCUUAUGAGAAAAUCCCUCUUAAAGAUCAAUAUUUUGGAAGAGUUGUGGAUGCACGAUCAAAUUCGAGACAUGGGAAGAGCAAUCGUCUACAAUCAAAGUCCUACGGAACCUGCUAUGCGAAGCAGGUUGUGGUCUCUUAACGUAAUCAUGAAAGUAUUAAAUAGUGGUAAGGAGAAUGGAAUGGUUGAAGGCAUCUUGCAUGAAUUUAGUUCGAAAGACAACAUUUGUUUACAUACAAAUGGUUUUGAGAAGAUGCUCAAACUAAGAUUACUACAAAUGGAUGGAGCAACCUUGGAGGGGAGCAUUCAGUGUCUUCCUUCUAGUUUAAGAUGGUUCCAGUGGAAGAGAUGUCCAUUGAAAAAAUUACCUACCAACUUUUGUCAUGAGGAAUUAGUUAUGCUCGACUUAACAUAUGGCUUGUUUAGACGCGCUUGGAAUAACUGGCAUUGGAGUAACUUGUUUGGAAAUAAAGUGUUUCAACAAUUAAAAGUUCUUAAACUCAGUAAUUGUUCGCAUUUGUCUAAAUCUCCCAACUUCUCAAGUUUUCCUUGCUUGGAGAGGUUGUAUCUUGAUGGUUGCAAAGAUUUGAUUGAUUUACAUGAAUCCAUUGGGCAGCUCCAGGAGCUCGUUUACUUGAACUUGGAAAGUUGUUCUCUUAAGAAACUCCCUAACAGUAUAUGUAGGUUGAGAUCUCUCCAAAAAUUAAUUCUCAAUGAUUGCACCUCCUUCGAGAAAUUGCCUGGAUCCAUUGGUGACCUAAAAGAAUCUUUGGUUGAGCUUUCCUUAGACAGAACUAACAUUAGAGCACUGCCGGAUAGUGUUGGAGAGUUAAAGAAGCUACAGGUAUUGAAUCUUUUCCACUGGAAUGAACUUGAGAAUUUGCCAAGUUCAAUGGAGAAUAUGACGUCUUUGCGUGUCAUUGAACUUGGUGAGAGUUAUAAGCUUCAACACAUACCAAAGCUACCUUCUUCUUUAUUAGAACUUCUUAUUCAUUACCAACACCAAUACCCAAGGGAUGAAGACAUGCUAGAGUUGUCAUACAUGGAAAAGUUAAAGUGUCCUGGAGAUUAUCAAUUUAUCAAGUACAGGUUUCACUUCAUUCCUCUGCUGAGUGCCGUCACGACGGGCACACACAUGGACUACGUCCGUCUAAUGAGAGGCACGCCAUGCGCAGACUCACGGCAAAUCACUCAUCGGUCACCAAAGAAGAAAGGCAUGAUAAAGAAAAAAGUAAUGGGAGACCUGAUAUCAUGGUUCAAGUUACCGGCCGAUACUACACAGAAUGAUUGAUCAGUACGGCAGGAUAUCACUGGCCACUGAUUCCGUUACCUAGUCGAUACCAUUGAAUCGGUGGAAUGGUACAGGCCAGGGGUAAAAUUGUUCAAACCCCAUUUUAUCAAAAACCAGGAAAUAUCAUUGAUUUUUGGUUGGAAAAUCAGUGUGGACGAAGAGUUCACAUCCUCUGCAGUGAGCAGUGAGGUGCAGUGAGCAUUUGGACACGCACUCCAAGAGUCUCCCAAACACCCGAUGCUUACUGCAUUGUGCAGCGGCUGCAGACGAUUUUCACACUUGAAUUGGCAGCUAUUUGGUGCGAUUACGAUGGCAAACCAAUGGAGGCAGUUUCUGAACGUGAUUCCUUCACUGAUGCUCUGACAGGUUAAGCGUUGGCUAUAUUCCUGGGUCUUUGAUCUAUUGCUGGAGAUCUCAACUCGAGCCUGAUUGCUCAGCCCUUGUAGGGCUUAUGGCGGCUGUGAGUCCUAUAGGUCUCACGACCCUGCCGCUCGUGGUUACUCAGCUGGGGGUUAGAGUGAGUUGAAGACAGUGUCAGUGACUCAGACUCCCCUGCCUUUUUUCUUUUUUGGAUGAAUGAUGAAUCAGAAAUAGGCCACUCGUAUUUUAUUUGGAUUUGCCUGCUAAUGUACAUAUCCCAUUUACCAUUUUUUUUGAGAUUAGAUUCAGAGUGAAUUGAUCCCAAAAGUUCCCCCAAAUUUCCAAAAUAAAUUCCUCUGCCACUUAAGUUUGUACUCUUGUGAAUUUUCCCAAGUUUUUGUUCUUAGAUUUUAUUCAUUAGAUAGACUAAUAUUUACUCAUUUUGAUUCCAGUGUAGCUGAGGCCCUUGACUGAAUUAGGGUUUGAUUUUCUUUCACAUCUGAGAUGAUUCUGUGUCUAGGUAGUCCUUGUUGGGUGAUUCUGAGAUAACCCAAAACUCUUUGGUGGACUGUCCAUGUUUGAAAUGACUGAAAUUUAUGUUAUUUUCUUUACCUGGUCAAUAUGUAGAACAUCCAUAAGGUCUGUAAGAGAUUUUUAUUUGUGUGCAUGAUCUAAGCAAGUCUAGGAUAGAAUUUACCAAACUAGCCAUGCUUUGUUUCAGAAUGGGUUGGAAUUUGGAAUGCAUGAUCUGCAAUGCAUUUCAUUAUUCUUCUUUUCAUGAAUUGAAGUCUUUAGCAUUAAUUAAUAUUUAGAUUGCUCAUAAAUAAGAUGCAUUGAAAAUCUUAUUUUGAAGAAUUCCACAUCUUUGGAGUAGUAUUCAAUCUUUGUUUGAUAUAGAUUAAAAUGGAUACUUCAAAUGGAAAAAUUUUCCAUUCUCUUGGUAUGGCUGGAAUUUGAUUUUUUCUGUGAUUGUUAGUGCAAAGAAGGAACAAUUCUUAUCCGUGAAUGGUGUGACGUUGCAUUUUUAUGUAUAAUAUUCAUUUCCCUUGAAUGACUCAGGAUGGUUGUGAAAAAUUAUUUAUUCAUUUACCUAGAGAUGAGUUCUUGUCUUUCCUUCAAAUGACUCAAGUCAGAGAUUUAUAGAGUAUCCUCACUCAUUUUUUUUUUUCGGAUGAAUCAAGUUUGUGGCCGCAGGAGCCUUGCAAACCCUUGCGCUCAAUAAUGAUGAAAACAAAAAAUUAGGUUGUUUGAUUUUUAAACAUGAAAUUACUUGAAGGAAUAUCUAAUUGCUUUGGUCCAAUGAUCUGUGAACAAUGAUUUCCUUGCUGCAAACUUGCUGCAAAGGAUUCAGAUAGCAAGGGAACAUUUCUGUGGGGUAACAUUGAAAGUUGGAGACAGAUUUGGAUACCUUUGCAAAAGAUAGAUGAAGUUCUCCCUGGGGUGUGGAUCCCACAUGUCAGGGGGGGGGUCCCACACCCAUGGAAGGUGUACACUCUGUUCCUUGCCCCCAUAUGAGGUGUGGAUCCAAACUCGUGUCUUGAUUCCUGAUGAUGUUGAGAUCUGUAGCAGCAGGUUAAUUAUGCAUGUUUCUUUGAGUAUCUCCGUACAUGAAGACAUACAUCCUAUUUCUUGACGGUGAUGAUGAUGAUCAGGCAGGUCGGUCCUUCCUGCUCUGUUGCUCAACGAGUUAAUAAUACUGUGAAUAAUGAAGCAAUCAGUGGCUAAUGAUCAAUAUCUUCGUGUGGGAAAGAGAGAUCACCCAAAUGAUGGAGAGACUAUCCUUCAAUGAGAUGUUCUUUCUCUUGGAAAGCUCAGAUUAUUUAAGACUGGGCAGGUUUUAAUGUUUCAGAAGGUCCCUCAUGCUAUUGGCUGGAUAGUUUGGAAUAUGUGUAAUGGAUGGCUCCUUAAUUGAGUAUUAAGAGUUUCCAGAAUUACUUCGAGGGAUAUGAAAUAUGGACCUUCAUCAGUCAUACUCAUCCAGAAAGGAGGGGGUUUUGUAGAUUGAGAUUCACCAAUCAUGUGUAUCUCAUGAAUGUUAUUACAAUGGUCCGUAACCUAUUCCCUAAUAAUUACAUCAGCAGAAUGUCUCAAUUCUAUUCUGUAAUUGAUGCUAUUUUGUUUCUGUUUUUGGAGAUUUCUUUUUCUGCAUUGUUGUUAAUGUAUUACUAUAGACCUGCUGCACUUUUGUUGGGACGGAAAAGUUGGAGUUGAAUUUUUUUUGUUUCUGCUC